This is a messenger RNA of Pteronotus mesoamericanus, 1766 nucleotides long. RefSeq names its product RAR related orphan receptor C (gene RORC). The coding region runs from base 62 to 1618 and encodes 518 amino acids. The record is from RefSeq and is a predicted model, not a curated record. The transcript has 11 exons. Gene Ontology annotation, biological process: regulation of transcription by RNA polymerase II. Lineage: Eukaryota; Metazoa; Chordata; Mammalia; Chiroptera; Mormoopidae. Gene Ontology annotation, molecular function: RNA polymerase II cis-regulatory region sequence-specific DNA binding; oxysterol binding; nuclear receptor activity. Gene Ontology annotation, cellular component: nucleus.
CCCUGCUCCCUGCCCUCCUGGGCAGCCAGGGCAGCAAGGACGGCACCCAGGGAGUUGCCCCAUGGACAGGGCCCCACAGAGACACCACCGAGCCACGAGGGAGCUGCUGGCUGCAAGGAAGACCCACACCUCACAAAUUGAAGUGAUUCCUUGCAAAAUCUGUGGGGACAAGUCAUCUGGGAUCCAUUACGGGGUUAUUACCUGUGAGGGGUGCAAGGGUUUCUUCCGCCGGAGCCAGCAUUGUAACGUGACCUACUCCUGCACCCGGCAGCAGAACUGCCCCAUCGAUCGCACUAGUCGAAACCGAUGCCAGCACUGCCGCCUGAAGAAAUGCCUCGCACUGGGCAUGUCCCGAGAUGCUGUCAAGUUUGGCCGCAUGUCCAAGAAGCAAAGGGACAGCCUACACGCUGAGGUGCAGAAACAACUACAGCAGCAGCAACAGCAACAACGGGAGCAAGUGGCCAGGACCCCUCCUGCAGGGGGCCGAGGGGCAGACCCCCUCUCCUGCACCUUGGGGCUCCCAGAUGGGCAGCUGCCCCUGGGCUCCUCACCUGACCUGCCGGAGGCCUCUGCCUGCCCCCCAGGCCUCCUGAGAGCUCCAGGCCCCAGGCCUUCCUACUCCAACAGUUUGGCCAAGGCCAGGCUCAACGGGGCCUCGUACCAUCUCGAAUACAGCCCUGAGCGGGGCAAGGCUGAGGGCAGAGAGAGCUUCUAUAGCACAGGCAGCCAGCUGACCUCUGACAGAUAUGGCCUUCAUUUUGAGGACCCCAGGCAUCCUGGGCUGGGGGAACCAGGACAUGGCCCGGACAGCUACUACAGUCCCAGUUUCCACAGCACCCCAGAGGCGCCGUAUGCGUCCCUGACAGAGAUUGAGCACUUGGUGCAGAAUGUGUGCAAGUCCUACCGAGAGACGUGUCAGCUGCGGCUGGAGGACCUGCUACAGCAGCGCUCCAACCUCUUCUCCCGGGAGGAAGUGGCUGGCUAUCAAAGGAAGUCCAUGUGGGAGAUGUGGGAACGCUGUGCCCACCGUCUCACCGAGGCCAUUCAGUACGUGGUGGAGUUCGCCAAGAGGCUCUCGGGCUUUAUGGAGCUCUGCCAGAAUGACCAGAUUGUGCUACUCAAAGCAGGAGCAAUGGAAGUGGUGCUGGUGAGGAUGUGCCGGGCCUACAACGCCGACAACCACACGGUGUUUUUCGAAGGCAAAUACGGUGGCGUGGAGCUCUUCCGAGCCUUGGGCUGCAGUGAGCUCAUCAGCUCCAUCUUUGACUUCUCGCGCUCCCUGAGUGCCUUGCGCUUUUCUGAGGAUGAGAUUGCCCUCUACACAGCCCUGGUCCUCAUCAAUGCUGGUCGGCCAGGGCUCCAAGAGAAAAGGAAAGUAGAACAGCUUCAAUCCAAUCUGGAGCUGGCCUUUCACCAUCAUCUCUGCAAGACUCAUCGCCAAGGCAUCCUGGCAGAGCUGCCACCCAAGGGGAAGCUUCGGAGCCUGUGCAGCCAGCAUAUGGAAAAGCUGCAAAACUUCCAGCAUCUCCACCCCGUCGUGGUCCAAGCUGCUUUCCCCCCACUCUACAAGGAACUCUUCAGCACUGAAAUCGACUCACCUGAGGGGCUGCCCGAGUGACCUGGAAGGGGACUCCUUUCCCUUCCCUAGAGCCUGCUGGACCACCUCUCUUGAUCCCUUCCCACCCUCAACCUUUUACUUUCCUGUGCCCCCUGGAGGGUGGCCCUGUCUGUUCUGUGGGACUGAGCAAGUGCUGAGACUGGUUUUC